AUCAGCUGGAGGCAGCAAUAAACACAAGAAAAUCUGCAGCGGAGAAAAUAGAGAAGAGGAGAAAAAAAACUGCAGAUGUUAUGAUCUGAAAACAUCAGUGUAACAUUUUUACACGAAGCCCUUCUUCUAAGAAGAAAGCCUUUUAUUUUUGUAUAAUAGUGUUUUAACUACCUCACCUAAAGGCUAUCUAAAGCUAUGCUUUAAGAGUUGUCGUUUCUACUGUGUGUAAGAUCUCGUUUACAACUUGAAUUCUACUUCAAAGGCAGGCCUUUGUUCCAAACCAAGUGAAACCUUACAAUUGCACUACAGAAGCCCACUCAGUUCUGUUUGUAAAACCCAAGAACAAGAAAGAGGCUCCAAGUGGAAACAAGAAACUAAAGAAAAUCAGGCAACAAACAGCUUAAAUAUUCAACUGAUAUAUUGAAGAAAAGAUCAAAAGGCAGCUAUAGCUUUUUUGUGUGUACAACUAAAAGCACCACAGUCAUCAACACAUCAAACAAUACAAGCAGCAAUGUUUCAGCGUCUUAGCAACCUGCUGUUUGGGGAAGUAGAGGAGGUAGCAGCUGAACUGAAGGGACCCAAUCCAUGUGUGACGGAGGCCGACGAGGAGGGAUGGAUGCUCGUCAACUUGCCUGAAUCUGACGGUAUGAUGCAGGUGGAGGAUGAGACACAAUCACUGAUGACACAAUCAUUCCCAGACAGUAACCUGUCAGAUAACCAAAAUACACACAUAAGAACUGAGUGUGUGGCCCCCAUACCCCACCUGCCUCACAAGCGUCGUAGGACACAUAAAAAUCGGGCACGGGGUGCAGCAGCACCAUCAGACCUCCUAUCUUGCCCAAGCACUAGUCCAUCACACAUGGGUGCCACCACACCCGUGAGCCUGCCAAGACGGGCCAGACUGUCCACGCCCUCCUCCACCCCGUCAAUGUCCCCAGGCUCUGGGAGUGAGUGUGGGGGCCGUGGGGGUGCCAGUAGGUCAGGCUCAGAGAGAGGCUGCAUGGAUGAGAGCUGGUUUGUCACCCCUCCCCCCUGUUUCACUGCAGAGGGAGCUACAGCAGAGGCCAGCCCGAUGGAAGACCUGCUGAUAGAGCACCCCAGCAUGUCUGUGUACGUCUCACCGAGCAACCUGUCCAUGAUCUCCAACAGCAACCUGUCCAUGGUAGGAGAGGAAAGCAUUGCAAGUUUGGCGAGCAGUGUGAGCAGAGUGGCUGAACAGCCUGCUGUCCCUGCUACCCGCAGCACUACGUCCACCAGGGUGAGCCAUGGAGCUGCUGCCCAAGCUGGAGCUCUGGCCAAGGUCACCCAAGUGGCCAGGGUCCAGCGCUGCAAAGCGCGUAUGGAGAGGCGCCAUCUGAGUCGCAACCACAUCCAACGCCAAAACCGCACAAGGGAUCAGAUCCCUCGCCAUGCAGUGCAUGCCAGAAACACCUUCCUUCACCAGCCCAGCAAGCGCAACUUCUGCCACUAAACUCCCAAGCAACCAGGGGGCUUUGUUUACUUUGAGGGCAUUAGUUUGCAUUGUCAGCUCAAGACACACAUGGUUAAACACAUUCACCAACAGCAUUUUUGCUUUAAUUUCUGCAUAUUAUAUUAGGUUUCAGCAAGACUUCAGCAGGUCUUUUUGUUUCAACACAAGCUGACGCCAUCUGGUUGUUUUUGACCAUUCUGCCGUUAUGAGCUAGUUGCUCUCAGUAAAUCAGUGUAGAUCUUUAUUAUAGCCUCCUUAUUGUCCACUGCAUUAUCCAAAAACAGACAAAAAAGGAAAAAAAAAAAGCUACAUAAUAGUUUUUCAUGUUAGACAUUAAGGGAUAAUGCCAAAAAAGAAGUUGAAAAACACAAACAAAAAAAGAAAGACAUAUUAAUUUCAUUUUGCUCUUCCUUAAGUCAUGUAAUAUUUAAGUUCAUUUAACCAAUAAAGCUAACAAUUUGGAGAUGUUUAAGCAAAACUUGCAUAGACAGAUGUCUAAAUUUUACUCUGACUAGAGAGUUUUGGUGGAAACAAUGCAAAACAGAAACAAGUUAAGCCUUUGAGUUAUUUUACAGCAAAAAAUAUUUAUCAUGUCUUCAAAGCUUUACAUUGAUGGGGAUUUUAUCAGAAUUAUUUUUAUUCAGAAUAGGUGGUAAAGUAUAUUGUGUAUGGCAAGAAUGAGAGAAAAAUCACUGGACAUUUGUUUCUCUGGAGUUUGGUGUACCAUCAUUAAAGAAAGAAGAAAUGUGAAGCAGCUUGUUUUAGCAGAGCAGCCAAAAUGUUGUGAGAUUUCUCUCCUCUGUAUUGUGAAGGAAUAGAGGAAGUUGAAGAUGGCGAGAGAAUGUGCAAAACAGAUUAAAGAGUAAAAGAAAUGGUGCAAAUUAGGACACAACAGUAGUUAGAGCAGCAUGGGUAACAAGAAAUGGUCAUUGGAAAUUGUGAUGUAGCCCCCUGAGCAGCUCUCAACUGUGUGGGUAUCUUUAAAACCUACAAGGAAGGAUUAAGAGCGCUGUGAGAGGACGCAGGGUUUGCCUUUGGGUUACAGGGUGUGGUAGCUUAUGGUAAGUGAAUAUCAGUACUGAUGGCAACUCUUUAUUUUGUUUUGUUGUUUUGUUUUCUGCUUACUUUGUCUUGUAAAAUGUAGUCUUGUUUACAGUCUCUUUUUUGCAUAGUUCCACCAAGAGAAAAGAAACUAAACUUUUCCUGGUCAGAGGAAGAGAUUUGGCUCCUAAAGGCAACAAACCCACUCCCUGUGAAUUCUAAGCAAAAUGACGACCAUUCAUAGUGUGGUCUGUCACAUGCCCAGCACACAUCUGUCAAGUUUAUUCAAAGUGUGUGCUGUGAUUUUAUGUAAUCCAUGUGAAAACCAGAUUUAUAUGAUACAUACUAUUCAUUUAAUUGAAAACCUAAGAGGAAACAACUCUUAGGAGAAAGGAGAGAACGUAUCUCCUCGACACCUCAUAGCAAGCAUCUUCCCCCAGUUCAACAUCUUAUCAUCUUGCUCAUGGACGUGCAACACAUUGCUAACAUCUACUUUGUGACUGUCUCUUUAUGGUUAGUACACCUAGCUGUAACAGAGCCUAUUUAAAAGCUCUAGCUUACUGAUAUGUAUUCAACGACAAUAGUAAACAAUGGUGCUGAAGUGUAUACUAAUGUUUGUAAAUUAUUUGAGACAUGGAUGUAAGUUUGCACUGUCAUAUAUUUUGUGAGUCAAAGUUUUAGCAGUGUGCUGUGAGCUUGUUUUUCUUUUUUCUUUUGUGAUGUUUUUUUCUUUUUGUCUUGAUCCUGAUUGUGUGUGAUGAGCACUGACGUGUUAAAUGCUAGAAUCUCUGUUAAAAAAAAAACAAGCAUCAAUGUUGGUCAUUUAUUUCUCCUGUAAAUAUUCCAUAACAAUCCAUAAUGCUCCGUUAGAUGUCAACAGCCUCUCAGGUCAUGAGUCCACAUCAUUGCGUCCAAAUGGACUGAUGAGAAUCCACUCUCUGCCUCACCUCUGUGCUCAUUUACAAACCAGGAGGGCAUUUCAAUGGCCAAAAGAUGUGACUUUACUCCAACUUCUGUCUCAUAAUGAUGAGAUGCAGCAUAAAAACAGCACUAAACCCAGAGUUGAUGUGCCAUAGGCAACACUGCCCUCCAGAGGGUCCAUUUUGCACAGCACCUGCUGCUUCAGUGCAGGUGAAGUUAUAGUACGAUAACAAAUGCAUCACUGUCCGUGUGUUCAAUAGACAGAUUUUCUCUGAAUUAAUUUCAGAUUGUCUUUUCCUUUUGGACUGUUUCAAUCAUCUGAAUGAGUGAGAUUAAUUAAUUUCCCUUAAAUUAUACAUGAUUCACUUUUCUAUUCUGCCAGUAAACCUAUAAAUGAAAAUACUUUAUUCAAAAAUAUGUUAAUUUAUGAUAGAAUUAUGAAUAUUAUUUUGUGUGUUUUGUUUGAAAGAUGGCUUAUGAUUUAUCCUGCUGUAUUCUCAGAUGCAGGAGUGUGUAUCUGAGGUGAUAUAUCUAGCAUGCAUACACAGAAACAUGUAGUGGUGUCUGUUUACGCAUCAACACUCUUCCGGAGCUUAUUAAUCAAAGUGAUUGUACCUCAGAGGUAAAUUUUUGAUUGUCUGUUGGGACAAAAAGGUGUGUAAAAAGUAAAAAUAGGAUUUUAAAAAAAUUAAAGCUUAAAAUUGGA
This is a messenger RNA of Melanotaenia boesemani (Boeseman's rainbowfish), 4139 nucleotides long. It is a transcript of the gene tp53inp2b, whose product is annotated as tumor protein p53-inducible nuclear protein 2. The coding region runs from base 512 to 1471 and encodes 319 amino acids. Gene Ontology annotation, cellular component: nucleus; autophagosome. The transcript is spliced from 4 exons. The record is from RefSeq and is a predicted model, not a curated record. Gene Ontology annotation, biological process: autophagosome assembly; positive regulation of DNA-templated transcription. NCBI's taxonomy places the organism in Eukaryota, Metazoa, Chordata, Actinopteri, Atheriniformes, Melanotaeniidae.